This is a messenger RNA of Amblyraja radiata (thorny skate), 860 nucleotides long. RefSeq names its product E3 ubiquitin-protein ligase TRIM21-like. The transcript is spliced from 3 exons. NCBI's taxonomy places the organism in Eukaryota, Metazoa, Chordata, Chondrichthyes, Rajiformes, Rajidae. Gene Ontology annotation, molecular function: zinc ion binding. Bases 240 to 860 code for a protein of 206 amino acids. The record is from RefSeq and is a predicted model, not a curated record.
UAGACCCGAAACGCCACCCAUUCCUUCUCUCCAGAGUUAUAGCCUGUCCCGCUGAGUUACUCCAGCAUUUUGUGUCUGUCUUCGGUUUAAACCAGCAUCUGCAGUUGCUUCCUACUCGGGGUGUUUCAUCCUCACGCUGUGCGUUCGUUCCCCGAGUGGUGCUGCGAGUCUAGUGCCGAACACCCGCGAUACUGCAAGAGUUCAGCAGCACUGCGGAAGUGAAACUGCCACGAAUCAACAUGGCUUCAAAACAACAGCUUGAGAGUUUAAGGGAAGAUCUAAUUUGUCCCAUCUGUUUAGACUUAUUCACCGAUCCGGUGUCACCAGACUGCGGCCACAACUCCUGCCGCUCCUGUAUCACGCAGUUAUGGGGACAUGAAGAUAGAAACUCCUGUCCGGAAUGUAGAGAGGUAUUUGCAGAGCGCACCCUCAGGGUUAGUCGGGCCUUUGCUAGUCUGGCUGAGAAAGCUCGAACACUGAACCUGCAUCUCAAAGAGAAGGAAAGUAAACUUCACUGCGAGAAACAUCUGGAAGAACUGAGGCUGUUUUGUGAAACGGACAAGAAACUGAUCUGUGUGAUUUGUGCAGCUGGGCGGGAACACAAGUCUCACAGCUUCAUGCCGGUCGAUGAAGCUGUUGAAAUCUACAAGGCUGAGAUCAAAUCUUCCUUAGAAUCUCUCACUCAAAAUAAAUUGGCGUUGGAACAAAUGGAACAGCAACAGAAGGAGAAGGUUUGUGGAGUUCUGAGUCGAAAUCUAGAACAGAUUUAUUCUCCGUAUUGCAUUGUAAUAAUAUCUGUCUUUCCUUUGCCAGGAACAGUCACAGUAUCUGCAGUCCCACAUCAGGUCCCUGUUUGCUGA